ACAGAUCACCAGAUGCCUGAGUCAUGGUACAGAGGAAGUACCAAAGACUGAGCACCAUGUAUAAUACCAGCACCACUGAGAGGCAAAGGCGUCAGCAGAAGGAGCUUCCCAGGCAAGACUUUGAACUGGAUGAGGGAGCCGAGGAGCACAGCAGUCACAGCAAUCCAGACAAUCAGAAGCGCGGCUCAGCCUCUCUGGAUGACACCCCCCGAGGCAGCUGGGCCUCCAGCAUCUUUGACCUGAAGAACUGCGUGGCGGACUCCCUCUUGCCCUCGCUGCUGACACGCACGGCCAUUGAAGAGAUGGACCGCGGGAAUGAGGCGCAGCGCAAGGAGAAGCGACUCGGCGAGAUCCUGGCCCUUUACCCUGCCCCUGAGGAGGACGAGGCAGUGGAACGGUGCAGCCUCCCAGAAGUUCCCAAGGAACAUUUUGGCCAGCGGAUACUAGUGAAAUGUUUGUCUCUAAAGUUCGAGAUUGAGAUCGAGCCCAUCUUCGGAUCUCUGGCACUCUAUGAUGUGAAAGAGAAGAAAAAGAUUUCUGAGAAUUUUUAUUUCGACCUCAAUUCGGAGCAUGUGAAGGGUCUUCUGCGUGCCCACGGGGCCCACCCAGCCAUCACCACCCUGGCUCGCUCAGCUGUCUUUUCGCUCACUCACCCCUCCCCAGAUGUCUUCUUGGUGAUCAAGCUGGAGAAGGUGCUGCAGCAGGGAGACAUCAGUGAAUGCUGUGAGCCGUAUGUGGUCCUGAAGGAGGCAGACACUGUGAAGAACAAGGAAAAGCUGGAAAGGCUGCGGGGGGCUGCCGAGCAGUUCUGCAUGCGCCUGGGGCAGUAUCGCAUGCCCUUCGCCUGGACGGCCAUCCACCUCCUAAACAUCAUCAGCAGUGCCGGCGUGCUCGAGAAGGAGGCAUCUGAGUCGGAGGGCGAGCGCAGGGGCACCUGGAAUGAGCGCAAGAGGAAAGCACACGAGCGCAUGAGUGUUGGGGAGGAGACCUGCAGCUUCAGCAACUUCCGCCCUGCGACGCUCACAGUCACCAAUUUCUUCAAGCAGGAGGCCGACCGUCUCAGUGAUGAAGACUUGUACAAGUUCCUGGCAGACAUGAGGCGACCUUCAUCUGUCCUGCGGAGGCUUCGACCUAUCACAGCCCUGCUGAAGAUUGACAUUUCCCCGGUGCCGGAGAACCCCCAUUACUGCCUGUCCCCGGAGCUCCUGCAUGUCCUGCCUUAUCCUGACCUUCGGGUCCGGCCCACCAAAGAGAUCCUGGAGUUCCCCAUCAAGGAGGUCUAUACUCCUCACACGACGUAUCGGAACCUGCUCUAUGUUUACCCUCAAAGCCUGAACUUCAGCAGUCGUCAAGGUUCGGUGCGGAACAUCACCGUGAAGCUGCAGUUCAUGGCAGGAGAGGACCCUGGGCAGGCUUUGCCAGUGAUCUUUGGGAAAUCAAGCUGCAGCGAAUUUGUAAAAGAGGCCUACACAGCUGUUGUCUACCAUAACAAGUCCCCCGAGUUCUAUGAGGAGUUCAAAUUGAAAAUCCCUGCCAAUCUCACGGACAACCACCACCUCCUCUUUAUUUUCUACCAUGUGAGCUGUCAGCAGAAGCAGAACACGCCUCUGGAGAUCCCGGUUGGCUAUACAUGGAUUCCUCUCAUGCAGCAUGGGCGACUACGGACAGGCCAAUUCUGCCUCCCCGUGUCAGUGGAAAAGCCUCCGGCCAGCUACUCUGUGCUCACUCCUGAUGUUCAGCUGCCGGGCAUGAAGUGGGUGGACAAUCACAAGGGGGUCUUCAAUGUGGAGGUGCUAGCUGUUUCCUCUGUCCAUACUCAGGACCCAUUCCUAGACAAGUUCUUCACACUGAUCCAUGUGCUGGAGGAAUACUCCUUUCCUUUCCGACUGAAAGAUGUGAUCCUCACGGAGAGCAACAUGGAGUCUGAACUGAAAUCCAGCAUGGGCAACCUUCGAGUGGCCAGUUUGGAGCCCCUUGUCGCCUUCAGCCACCAGAUCCUCAACAAACUCAUCCAGCUGAUAGUGCACCCACCUGUCAUUGGUGGGCAGGCAGUGAAUGUGGGCCGUGCUGCCUUUGAAGCCCUGGCAGUGAUGGUGAACCAGAUCCAUAAUGGUCUUGAGGGCAGCCACGAUCAGCACGGGCGCAACCGUCUCCUGGCCUCCUACAUCUUUUAUGUCUUCCAUCUGCCUAUGGGGGAACCUGGGUUGCCAGAGAUCGGAGUUUCUCGUCACAGCGGCUCCGUCCAGUGUGCCACUUUGUCCCGCACAAGUGGGCGUCCUGCCAGCCUCCAUCUCUCCCGUUCCAAAAGCAUCAGCAACAGCAACCCGGACCUGACCACCUCACCAGACUCCCCAGAUGAGCAAGCUCAGAAGACCAGCAGCGGCAACAGCAAGGUGAUCGACCGCUCGCAUUCCUGGGUCAAUUCGGCUUAUGCCCCUGGAGGCCCCAAGAAUGUGCUUCGCAGAAAUCACCCAAACUCCAGCACAGAUCUAAAGCAGGCUGCAGGGCGAACUCCUCACCGUCUCUCUUCCUAUCUUGAGGGCUCCACUUUACCUCCAGCCACCCCGAUGAGGCCAACAACAAGAAAGCUGCUUCAUGAAGAGCUGGCCCUGCAGUGGAUGGUGAGCACAAGCACAGUGCGAGAAGCAGCCCUGCACCAAGCUUGGUUCUUUUUUCAGUUGAUGGCUCGGCGGAGGCCGCUGGCGGGCACCCAUGCCCAGCCCCGCCCCACCUUACCGGCUAAGGUUCAAGACCUUGUCUUCAAUCUGCACAUGAUCCUGACAGACACCGUGAAGAUGAAGGAACAUCAGGAAGACCCUGAGAUGCUGAUUGACCUGAUGUACAGGAUAGCCAAGGGCUACCAGACAUCCCCGGACCUCAGACUGACAUGGCUGAAGAACAUGGCAGCAAAGCAUGCUGAACACGGGAACCAUGCCGAGGCGGCUCAGUGCCUGGUGCACUCUGCUGCCCUGGUUGCUGAAUACCUGAGCAUGCUGGAGGAUUGCCCUUACCUGCCAGUAGGGUGUGUCACUUUCCAGGAUGUCUCUUCCAAUGUGUUGGAGGAGUCUGCUGUCUCCGACGACGUCCUGUCCCCUGACGAAGAGGGCAUCUGCUCUGGAAAGUACUUCACCGAGCAGGGGCUGGUGGGGCUGCUUGAGCAGGCAGCUUCCUCGUUUACGAUGGGUGGGCUCUACGAGGCUGUCAACGAGGUCUACAAAAUCCUCAUUCCCAUCCACGAAGCCAAUCGUGACUUUAAGAAGCUGGCCGUCCUGCACGGCAGAUUGCAAGAUGCCUUCAGCAAGAUCACCAACCAGGCCUCUGGCUGGGAGAGGAUGUUUGGAACGUAUUUUCGGGUUGGCUUCUACGGUUCCAGGUUUGGGGACCUGGAUGAACAGGAGUUUGUGUACAAAGAACCAUCCAUCACCAAAUUAGCUGAGAUCUCUCACCGACUCGAGGAGUUCUAUGCCGAGCGUUUUGGGGACGAAGUGGUUGAGAUCAUCAAGGACUCGAACCCUGUGCACAAGAACAAGUUAGAUCCUAAUAAGGCAUAUAUCCAGUUAACGUACGUGGAGCCCUUCUUCGACACAUAUGAGCUGAAAGACCGUAUCACGUAUUUUGACAAGAACUACAACCUGGCGCGAUCUUCUUCAUGUUCUGCACACCUCUUCUCAACCCUGGAUGUAUGCAUGCACUGCAAGCUACCUCCACUUAACAGUUCAGCUUAGACCCUGCUCACCACCUCUCAUGCCUUUCCGUACAUCAGAACACGCAUCAACGUUAUCCGCAAAGAGGAGAUUAUUCUCAUUCCUAUUGAAGUAGCCAUUGAGGACAUGCAGAAGAAGACUCAGGAACUAGCCUUUGCAACCCACCAGGAUCCAGCUGAUGCCAAAAUGUUGCAGAUGGUACUGCAGGGAUGUGUCGGCACCACAGUUAAUCAGGGGCCUCUGGAAGUGGCACAAGUAUUUUUGGCUGAGAUCCCUGAUGACCCGAAGCUGUAUCGACAUCACAAUAAGCUGAGACUCUGCUUCAAGGACUUCACCAAGAGGUGUGAAGAUGCCCUUCGCAAGAACAAGACACUGAUUGGGCCGGACCAGCGUGGAUUAUCAACUCCAGGAGCUGGAGAAUUACUUCAGCCGCUCUUGAAGGAAGCUCUUUACACCUUCGCUUCUCAACUCCGCGAGAAUCCCUAGCUGUAUGCCCCAAUUGCCCCAUAUUUUGCACCUAGAAACUCUUUCAGCCGGUUGAGUAUGAGGAAGGUUGAAGCCUAGCAAGGGGGCUCCUGAUGGAACUGACCACCUGAAAUCGCUUGCAGGAGGGGGCCAGUGACCCCCCCUGUCCCAGGACCCUGUCUAUGCUUGCUCUGUGCUGGGAGGAAUGCCAGGUUGGACCGCCAGGUUUCCUCCAGGAUAUGGGGCUGGCUGGACACUCUGAUGGGGGGGGGCAAAUAUUUGUGGAAGAUGAUGCUGGAAAUCAACUAGGCGAAAACUGGAUCCCAUCCUCUGCAAAGGUUUUCAGCACACUGCCCCUGCCCAGAAUAUAGACACCCCCCUUCACACAGUGACUUCUGUCAGACAGCAGUGGCAUAAGAUGUUAAGAGCUCAUGUAUCUAAUCUGGAGGAACCAGGUUUGAUUCCCAGCUCUGCUGCUUAUCUGGGGAGUUCAGAUUAGCCUGUACACUCCCACACACGC
Sphaerodactylus townsendi is the source of this 4689-nucleotide messenger RNA. It is a transcript of the gene DOCK6, whose product is annotated as dedicator of cytokinesis 6. The record is from RefSeq and is a predicted model, not a curated record. Gene Ontology annotation, molecular function: guanyl-nucleotide exchange factor activity. Gene Ontology annotation, cellular component: cytosol. NCBI's taxonomy places the organism in Eukaryota, Metazoa, Chordata, Lepidosauria, Squamata, Sphaerodactylidae. Gene Ontology annotation, biological process: small GTPase-mediated signal transduction; positive regulation of GTPase activity.